UUUCGCAUAGGCCGUUGUGUUGCAAAAAACAACAAGGGUAGUUGUAGCACGUUUCAGUACUGCGGUAGUUUUAUACGUUUUAAUGAUAUAAUUUGUAUCACUUUUAAAUGGGAGUUUAUUAAGGACCAUAGGAAUGGACGUUGAUACAUAUUUACAAGCGUUUGAAGGAUCCUUGAGCACAUAUUCUGGAGAUGACCCACUUGAUCCAUGGGAUAGAUUUGUGCAAUUCCUGGAGGGGAAGCUACCUCAACAAGAAAGGAAAAGUAUGUCUGUUGUAUUUGAUCGUCUUGUUCAAAGAUUUCUACAAGAGGAACGGUAUCAUAACGACCCCCGAUUCGUCGACCACUGCAUUAAAUGUGCUAGCUUUUAUGAUGAUCCCAUCAAAGUGUACAGUUAUGUCCAUAGCCAGGGCAUUGGAACCAGAGCGGCAACGUUGUACAUUGCCUGGGCCCAACAAUUUGAGAAAAAUGGUCAGUUGCCACAAGCUGAAGCAGUCUAUCAAAGAGCUGUGGAGAACCAGGCCCAACCCGUAGACACCGUGCUUCAGCACUACAGGAAGUUCCAGGACAAGGUGUUGAAGCCUCAGACCGGUGCAUCUGAUGUGCCGAGGAGCCCUCUUCAGAAUUCACAGUUAGCCAAUCAACAGUCUCGACCAAGAGAAAUACUUCAGCAACAGUGCAAGGAGCCUGAUCCGCCCCAGUUUCCAGAUGACCGAACGGUUCGCAUAAUUUCCAAGUCAGAGUAUAACCCAUCCAACCAACCCAAAGCCCAGAGUGCACCUCUGCAGCAGGUGGCCAUGUACUGUACGAGUGAGUUGGUCUGCGAGGGUUCAGAGUACUGCUUUGAGGAGUUGAGAGCGAAUCGCUACUGGGCCAAACGUAAGCAGCAGGCUGAGCUCCGAGAACUGGAGGAGGAGCAAAGGAAGGCUCGAGAGGCAGAAGAGGAGUUGAGACGAAUGCAGGAACUCCUGAAUAAACUGGACAACAAAUCCCCCGUUCCACUAGCAGACUCGCAAGCAUCUAGCAGACAUCAUGACGGCCACCAGGAGAAUCAUGCUGCGCUAUCAGCUGCAGGUCAUCCGGAGCGAGCGGCACUGACGGCCCGACCCUCGGCGGCGCUCGGCAACCGGCUCUCUCUCAGCCACCGGCCUGCGUCGACCUUCAGGCCCAGCUUGGCCCUGCCGCCGAGUCAGGACCCGGGGCCCGGCGCCAGGCGGAAGUCCAGGCCGUUCGCCUCCGCGGUGUGGGGCCCGGGCGGGUCGCUCGGGUCGCUCCCUCCAUCUGGUCAGCUGUGUCCCCUGGAGGAAGCCGAGGCCUCCCGCCACGAGGUCGCCUCCCUCCAGCAAGCUUCGGCGCCGGCCGGUCAUCCGUCCGGGUCUCAGAUCUCGCCCAGGCCGGCCUCGCCAGCCGUUGCUGUGGCUACCGCUACCGCCGCCGGCGGCGCGUCCUCCCUUCAGACCUCCCUCCUGCACCGCCAGUCCAAUAUCGCCGUGGAGACCGCGGCGGACACUCUCUCCGUCCGUGGUCACGGGGCGCCCGUCUCCUCCGAGGUCCCCUACGGAGCCCUGAGUCAGAGCGGCCUCUCUGCGCUGAGCAGCGCGGAGCCCCUGCGCUCCCACCACAGCAGCAGUUUCCACCAGCCCCUGGAGGACGCAGGCCAUGAUGUUUCAAAAGAUGGGGCGGAUGGGGAGAUCAACAGAGAAGGCACCAACAAUGUCUCACUGGUGGGCCAGGGCAACCACUCCCACAUCACUCCAAACACCUCCCUCGGGCUGGUCCAGGCAACGCCGUCUCGGGUUCUCCCCUCUCCAACUGUCCACACGCGGGAGGCACUCGAUCUGAUAAUGGACAUGUUCCAGGCCCCAACCUUUGCACCAGAUGGCCUUUCUCACAUUGCUGAGGAGAGUCUCAACUUUGGACAUUCAAAAAUCAGUAAACCAGCUGUGCCCCAGCCGGCUGCUGCUGCCGCUGCAUUUUUCACCGUCUUCCAGGAUGAGAAUGACCAGGAGAAUGGAGGACAAGUUAUGGCAUCCAAGGAACGGAAAGCAUUGCAGCCCCGGGCAGAGGUUUCAGUAUCUGGACCAACACAACAGAAUGAGACCGCUGUGGGCGUGGAGUCUGUGACGGACGAGACGGCGAUGUGGGAGUCGCGGCGCCACUCUCUGGCCGCGUGCCCCAACAGCACCCGAGACUUCGCGCUGUCCGCCCACCUCGUGUCCACUCCCUUCCACCUCAGCGCGCCGCACUCCUGGGAACUGGACUCCGCUCAAGAGAAUGAUGCCCCAACAGUGUUUGCUGAAUCCGAUGAGAACCACUUCAUGCGCCAGCCCACCAAACUCAGCCCCAUCAUGGAGCAGAGCCCGGUGGACGAGAAGCUCUCUCAGGCAGAGCGCACGGCCGGAGCCCAGGGCACCAUCGUGGGCGAGGCGCUGGCAGCCGCCCAGCAGGAUGUUUCCAAGAUGGCCGCCUCCGCCAGCUCCAUCAGCGCCCACCCGCUGGCCGCCCUCUCCUUCCCCGACCACACCGUCGCGCCCACCGAGGAUGUCUCCAAGAUGGCCGCCUCUGCCUCCUCCUCCUCCUCUGCCGCCGCCCCUAAACCCUGCUGGACCAUCUAUCAGAGCCCGGAGAAGACGCUUGCAGACCUCUCGAAGGUGAUUGGCCAGUGCGCUCCCCAGGAAGUGGAGAUGGAAGCGGACGUGCCCAUGACCCUGGAGCACGUCCCGGCCGCCCACUCCUUCCUCUCCAAGAGCUCCUUUCACGUCCCGCAGACGGAAGACCUCUUCCCGGGCUCCCAGGACCUGUUCCACCGGUCACACUGUGACGUUCCCAUGAGCCCGGACCCGGCCCCGACCCGGCCCUCUCCGGACGUCCCCAUGAGUCCGGCAGCGCCUGCUUUCAAAUCGUUCCUGGACGUCCCCAUGAGUCCCGUCCCGGCGGCGCCAACGCAGGGCUGGUUCGGGCUGAGCAGCCCCGCGGCGGACCAGCAGUCGGACCUGGACUUCAUGGGCAGCUCGCGGCAGCCCCGCGGCCACGCCGCCAGCCUGGCACACUCUUGGCUGGAGGUCCCCAUGGCGAUGAGCCCAGCCAAGGGGCCGGAGGUGUGCCUGGACGUGCCCAUGAGUCCCGGGCAAGCUCUCGCGCCAGCGGCCACCCCUGCAGCUCCCUCUCACCUGGUCCCAGACCCUUGGAACGACGAGCUGAUCAACUCUCUCCUGUCCAGGCUUGACACCCCGCUGACCACGUACCCCAGCGUCACCACGUGGGAAUGUAACCUCCCCAACGUCUCCCCAAAGAUGACCACCACCAUGGCUGGUGAAUCGUUGCGAGUUGAUUUUGUCCUGGGCCAGGGUGCUUUUGCGACUGUCUAUCAGGCGACAAACCUCACAACAUCAGAGAAGCUUUUCCUGAAGGUGCAGAAGCCAGCCAACCCCUGGGAGUAUUACAUCAACGUGCAGCUCAACGUUCGGCUCAGGCCGAGCCUGCGCCACCUUUUCAACAACAUCCACUCGGCGCACCUCUUCAGGAACGGCAGCAUUUUGCUCGGGGACCUGCACAACUGUGGCACCCUUCUGAAUGCCAUCAACCUGUACAAGGGGCGCAGUGAGAAGGUGAUGCCCCAGGCGCUGGUGCUCUUCUUCACCUCCUGCAUCCUGCACAUGGUGGACGAGCUCCACAGCGCGCGCAUCGUCCACGCCGACAUCAAGCCCGACAACUUCCUGCUCGGGGAGAGGUUUCUUGAAAACGAGUCCUUUGACCCGGACAACUCUGAGCACGGCCUGGCCCUCAUUGACCUCGGCCAGAGCAUCGACAUGACCCUCUUCCCGGAGGGCACGGCCUUCACGGCCAAGUGCAUGACCUCGGCCUUCCAGUGCACCGAGAUGCUGAGCGGCAGACCUUGGAACUACCAGACGGACUUCUUCGGAAUCGCAGGCACCGUGUACUGCAUGAUCUUCGGCUCGUACAUGCAGGUGACACAGGAAAACGGCGAAUGGAAGCCCAGCGGAACAUUUAAACGGAAUCCGCACAGCGAUUUGUGGCUGGAGUUCUUCCGCGCGCUGCUGAACGUGCCCGACUGCAGCUCGCUGCCGUGCCUGCGGCGCCUGCGCAGCCGUGUGCAGGCGGAGCUGGAGCAGCACUACGGGACCAAACUCCGCGGCCUGAAGAACAGACUGGUGGUGCAGCUGCUGGAGUCUCGCUCAUCACGCCGAUAACACACACACACACACACACACAUUUACGUCACACACACACACACACACACACACACAUCCCCCAGUCAUACUUUGUACAGCCAUACACUCACACAGCAGCAGCAGCAUACACACUGGAGAGAUGCAUGCACACACACACACACACACACAUAUUCCCUCUCUCUUCAGGGAUGCGCGGAAUGGACACCUGCAGUGGCAGCACUCCUUUGUUGAUCCUGAGCUGAGCUGGUUUUAUGACAGAAGACGGAAGUCUUUUUUUAAAUUAUACGUUGUGAUCUUUUGGAAUGUGCGACUAUGAGCAUUAGAAAAUGUUAAACUGCAAAACAGACAUGUGUAAAUAUGCUUUGAACUGUAACUAUGUCAUUAUUUGUUUUAAAUACAGCAACCUAUAAUAAGGCCAAGAAAAUCUUGAAUGAAGUCUUUGUGUUUUCUUGUUUACCUUUCCACUGUUCUCUUUACAUAUUUUUUUGAAAGAAACAAAUAAAUCUAAGA
Messenger RNA from Sardina pilchardus (European sardine), 4702 nucleotides. It is a transcript of the gene bub1, whose product is annotated as BUB1 mitotic checkpoint serine/threonine kinase. The transcript has 25 exons. Gene Ontology annotation, biological process: meiotic sister chromatid cohesion, centromeric; mitotic spindle assembly checkpoint signaling; protein phosphorylation. The record is from RefSeq and is a predicted model, not a curated record. Gene Ontology annotation, molecular function: protein kinase activity; ATP binding. Lineage: Eukaryota; Metazoa; Chordata; Actinopteri; Clupeiformes; Clupeidae. The coding region runs from base 134 to 4210 and encodes 1358 amino acids. Gene Ontology annotation, cellular component: nucleus.